GGCUGUAGAAAGGCGACGUCUGCGCUGAGCUCACAUUAGAGGCGGUGGUCGGGUGAUCAGCGUGAGGAGUGUGUAGGAAUGGCCUGUGGAGUUCAUCUGGGGAUUUUGCUCGUUUGUUUGGUUCAGGCAGAGCGUGCACGCUGCUCCUGGUCUCAGCAAGCUCCGGCCUCCCAGAGACGCGGCGGCGGCGGGUACGCUGGCUCCGGCCCCCUCCAGGGUGAACUCAGACAGGCGCCUGUUUCCGCAGCCUCGGCCCACGGCGGUGGUUUGAGUGAGUGGACGCACGCGUCUGCUGACGGGCGGCAAACAAGCUGGCGGAGAGUGAAGGUUCAGAAACUGCCUCCAGCACAUCUGGACUGGUUUACUCCUAUUUCUAGCGGAAGCUCCAUCAACCAUUUUACUAGUAAAAAGACUAGUCACGAUCAGUCCAACCAGUAUCUGUUUAGCAAUGGUGUGUCUCCCAGUAAGACGUCAGACUCCCAGUCUCCAGCGCAGAGGCCUCAGGGUUCGGCUGCAGGGUCUCCGGGACCCGUGGGAGCAGAUGCGUCCUCUGAGGGUCAGACUUUGGCCUGUGGCCUUGGAAAAAGAGUGACUUCACGUCGUCGCCACGGGUCGUCUAAAGCCCCUCGUUUCCCCCCGCCUCCUAAUGAAAGGCCUCCGCAGAUCCCCGUCCGGCGAAACCCUCCCCAGAGCUCCACGCCUGCCUCCAACGCGGCCGUGAGCUGCGCGAGCUACGCUCCAGACUGGCCCCGCGGGCAAAGCGCCGCCAGGAGCCCGAGCAAGCGCGGCCGGUUCGGCUCGGCCUCUGGUGCGGGCUCUGGCCGGGCAAGCAGAACGUUCAGCAUCCCCCAGCGCCUGGGCGGACACGCCAUCAGGCGGCCGCCGGCGUGGAGCGAGCAGGAAGGCAGGAUCCUGAAGCCACAGCAGCCUGCGUCAUACAAGCCUCGGGGUCAGAAGGUCAGGUGGUACAAGGUCAAGCUGCGUCGCUGACCCACAGGUGCAGGAGUAAAAGAAUUGUUUUGAAAUAAAAGUUAAUUUAUGUAUUCCA
Molecule: messenger RNA, 1048 nt
Organism: Betta splendens (Siamese fighting fish)
Lineage: Eukaryota; Metazoa; Chordata; Actinopteri; Anabantiformes; Osphronemidae
Exons: 4
Coding region: 79-990 (303 amino acids)
Source: RefSeq, a predicted model, not a curated record